UUUUAAAAGUGUACUAAGAAGCAACAGAACAAAAUUGAAGUGGAUAUGCGAUAAAGGGAACCCUACUUCAAAUAAACGUCCUUUUGGUGAAAAGCGCUCACAGUGAUAAAGAAGACUGGAUAACGUUUUCCUAAAAAAAGAUAAACAAGCGAAAACCAAUGGUAAAAUGAAUGGUAUGGCUAAGGACUUUGCCAAAAGGCGAGUAUCUUUCAAACUGCCUCAGAUAAUUCUACAAAAAGCUCCAGAAAUAACACUCAGUGAACAAACGAUCGUAGAAGCUUCUAGACCUCUUUAUCAAACAAAACUUCGAUCGCUUAAUCUAUCCCCAGGCCCUAUCUCUGCGAAUUCGAUGGGCAAAAGUCCUGAAGAAACUGAAUCACGUGUAAGUCUUCUAACUCCACCCGAGCAAAGACACUCGAAACUCACCUCAUUGCCACCAAUACGUUCUUCCUGUGUUACUGAAAUGCGACCGGGGACUGGCGAAAGCGGAAGUGACGAUGGGUAUGACACGGAGCUCGAAGAUGUUAAUGAAGACGUAUUGGAUAAUAAACCUGAACGCUGCUUGAAGUCCUGUGAGGAACUCUACUUGGGAUUGUGUGAAAAGGAAAACAUCGCGCCAUCCUGGAGGUUUCUUCGCGAGUGCGAGACAGAGUGUGUUAGCCUGCCGCAUUAUGGCCUUGGUGACAAAGGGGUGCGUGUAGUUGCUAAGGUCCUUGAGCAAAAUUUAUUUGUGAAUAUCUUGAAUUUGUUUGAUAACGGUAUAGGGCCACACGGGGCGCAGGAUUUGAGUCGGAUGCUCAGUGUGAAUUGUUUCAUUACUCACAUGAACCUGUCCGGCAACAUGAUAAGAAAGGAAGGAAUAAUCGCAAUUGGAAUCAUGCUUCAGGAGAGCGCCUCACUGGUCUUUCUUAACCUUGCAAAGUGUGGCAUUAAUGGCAAAGACAUGAUGGAGUUCUGUAAGGGGAUAGCUACAAAUCCUCAUUUAAAAAGCCUUAUCUUCCACUCAAAUAAUCUCUCCGACCAGGGCAGCAGACUUCUUAGUGAGGCGCUCGCUUCAAACACGGCUUUAGAAACGUUGGAUCUCAGCUGGAAUGAUAUACGCCCUGGAGCCAUGGCUACGCUUGCGAAAGGUCUGCGGUUGAAUCAUACGAUACAAGAGCUCGAUUUAUCUUGGAAUACCUUCCAAAGUCGAGGUGUUAUUGCAGUUCAGUGGUUUCUUACUCACAGUACGAGUUUACAAACCCUUGACAUCAGCAACUGUGGCAUUCACCUGGACGGCGCGGAGGUAAUUGCCAAAGUGUUACGUGCGAACCGUAAUCUGCAAGUGCUCAAACUUGGAAGAAACCCAUUCCAGAAUGCCGGAGUACCGUGCAUCUUAGAAGCCGUAAGGCUGAACGCCAGGAGUUCUCUUAGAGAGUUAACCUUUGAUGGCAUCGGCUUUAUGAAAGAUAGCGAAAGAGAAUUGGAAGCUCUUCUUGAAGACAGGCCCUCCUUUAGUUGUUCUUGGUCUUCUAGUAUCCGGGGGAGUGAUGUAUCUAAAGGUUUCGCCAGACCUGACGAGGUUGUUAUAUUUAUGAGAUUCGUACGGAACAUGGGCUUUCGUCUGGUGGACUUGUUCAAGAUUCUGUCCCCUGAAAAGCAAUCCCUUUCCGUGUCAAAGGAAGCAUUCGUGUUUGGGCUGAAGCGAUUGAACGCGCCCUUAAGGGAUGAUCAGCUGAGAGUGAUCUUUGAUUCGUUGGACGAAGACGGCAACGGAACAUUAGAUUUUCACGAGUUCAGCGCCAUGAGAAACCACUCACUCGCCAAGUACGUGAAAAAGAAUAUGAAGAAACGAAGAUCGGAGUUGCAGAAAGAGCAUAUACGCAAAAUUAUGCUAUGAUGACUGAAACGUAUGCGUCUGAAUUUAGCCAUAGGGAUCUAGGAUUCAGACAUGGUCAGUCGGAUAAGCUAAUGUGAUGACCGCAAUAUAAGCUGUGAUUACCACAUAUGCAAGCCAAUGUAAUUUUUAAGCUAAUUUGAUUAACACAAUCUAAGCUGUGAUUACUACAUAUGAAAGCCAAUGUGACGUAUAAGCUAAUGUGAUGACCGCAUAGGUAAGCUGUGAUGCGCAAGCUGUGUAAUGAACACAUAUGUAAACUGAUGUUAUGAAAACAUAUGUAAGCUAAGGUGAUGACCACAAUAUAAGCUGUGAUUACCACAUAUGCAAGCCAAUGUAAUUUUUAAGCUAAUGUGAUGAACACAAUAAAAGAUGUGAUUACCACAUA
Molecule: messenger RNA, 2264 nt
Organism: Nematostella vectensis (starlet sea anemone)
Lineage: Eukaryota; Metazoa; Cnidaria; Anthozoa; Actiniaria; Edwardsiidae
Product: leucine-rich repeat-containing protein 74B
Exons: 2
Coding region: 167-1879 (570 amino acids)
Molecular function (GO): protein binding; calcium ion binding
Source: RefSeq, a predicted model, not a curated record